AUGACUGACGUCCCACCAACCGAGUCCAUUCCCAAACCAGAGGAACCUAAAGAACCACAACAGUCUCCUCAGCAACCUCAGUUCCAGCAAGUACCUCCGAAUUUCUACCAAUUUCCACUUCAAGGUUACUACCCACCACAAGGCUUCCCGAACUACCCUCCUCGCCUAUGCCUUACUGCCCCAACCCUUGGAUGUUCCAGCAAGCUCCACCCCAGCAAUUCCAAUCUCAGUCCAAAUCGAAGAGAGACCAAGAGUUCGAAGAAGUCGAACCGCUUACGCAAAGAGUAUGCUACAGCUCCAAUUGAGAGAAGUUGUUCCCGGACCAAAAAUAUAAUUUA
Messenger RNA from Trichomonas vaginalis G3, 338 nucleotides. RefSeq lists its product as uncharacterized. The record is from RefSeq and is a predicted model, not a curated record. The annotation marks the transcript as partial. The transcript has a single exon. NCBI's taxonomy places the organism in Eukaryota, Parabasalia, Trichomonadida, Trichomonadidae.